Molecule: messenger RNA, 1553 nt
Organism: Wasmannia auropunctata (little fire ant)
Lineage: Eukaryota; Metazoa; Arthropoda; Insecta; Hymenoptera; Formicidae
Exons: 3
Coding region: 120-821 (233 amino acids)
Biological process (GO): GPI anchor biosynthetic process; calcium ion transmembrane transport
Cellular component (GO): membrane; glycosylphosphatidylinositol-N-acetylglucosaminyltransferase (GPI-GnT) complex
Molecular function (GO): calcium channel activity
Source: RefSeq, a predicted model, not a curated record
UUAAAAAAUCGUAAACCGCUACCGCAGACACAGACGAUCGAGCGAGACCACCGUAGAGGAUCCUCGCGCGAUCCUCGACGCACCCGGCGACCAGCCGAGCAUUUAAGCAUCUAAUCAGGAUGGAUCCCGUACUUGCGGUCGAGUUAUUGUUCUUCGCCAUCUUCGGUCAGACGACACACGAACAAUUCAAGGUAGAACGUGUGCAGCCCAUUUGGACGCUCGUCCUCUUCAAGCUCACCUUCGGCAUUUACAUGUUGGUGUCGGUGGUGGUGCUUAUUAAUCUCCUGAUCGCCAUGAUGAGCGAUACCUACCAGCGGAUACAGGCGCAGUCGGACAUCGAGUGGAAAUAUGGAUUGAGCAAGCUCAUUCGAAAUAUGCACAGGACCACCACGGCACCAUCCCCGCUGAAUCUCCUGACCACGUGGCUCACGUAUUUCGUCAAACUUUGCAAGAAACGCAUGACCAAAAAGCAACGGCCCUCUCUGAUGCACCUGAUGGGCGGCGCCCGCCUGUCCCCUCGCACCAGGAUGGGCGCCAAGUGGCUGUCCAAAAUAAAAAAGAACACGCAGGUGGGCCACAAGGAUAGCGUCGCCUUAUCGGUGGCUCACCUGAGUCCACUCGGGAGCCAGCUGUCCUUCCGCAACGUCGCCAAGAUCGACAACGUUGUCGACUGGGACGUCGUCAGGCGCAAGUACAGAGACCUUUACGGCGAGAAGAUCGAAGAGAAGCCGGUCGAGGAGACCAAGGAGUCGAUCGAGAAUCCAUUGGCGGUUUUGGAAGGCAUGUCGAACGCCGCCGAGAAAUCGAGGCUUGGACUUUGAGCUUGAACGGGGCGGGAAAUGCUAAGAACGACCCCGUCAACAAUAUAUUACAAAACUCUCCGAAGAAGAAAGAGAGAUCAAAGCUCUUCCUACCAUUCGCAGAUUCGCCGCAAUUAAAUGCGUUCGAUCGCACUGCGUUUUAUUUGUACAUACAUACAUACGCCGCGGGGCGUGUAUACGGAGGACCUUGUCAGUAUUUUCGAAAUAAACGUCUAAUAAGCGUCUCGACUUUGUGUCGGUUGUACAGUUAUUGUUUGCUAGAGAACCUGUGUUCCUUGUGAUCCAUAGUCUAAUCGAUUUACCUAUAACACAUUUUAGAGGCUACCAUGGGGAAUACCCUUGUGCAUAGAGAUCGUUCCACGUCACAUUUGACGGUUAGUUUAUCAACAUUAUUUAAUUACAAAAUUCUCUUUCCACCUAGAAUGUUUUAUCGAUUUAUAUACAUGUACGACAUAUAUCUUUAUUAUAUCUAUAGAGAGCAAUUGCGUAACGGCUCGAUUGCAACGAUGCACGAUCAUUAAGUAUGCCUGCAUCAUAUGUUGCUCACGAUAUUCUCUAUUUUUCCGUGUAAUAUAUCGGCGCUCGAUACACAUGUUUUGUAGGAUGUCUACGUAAGGUCGUAACAUUAGAAAUGCCUUCGAAACUCACGUCAUCAUACAUACUUACAAACUUAAUGUGUAGCAUGUACAUUCAUUGAUAACGUUAAUCAGAAUUGAACGCGUGUACAGGACU